Messenger RNA from Colletotrichum godetiae, 793 nucleotides. RefSeq lists its product as uncharacterized. The transcript has a single exon. The coding region runs from base 209 to 685 and encodes 158 amino acids. NCBI's taxonomy places the organism in Eukaryota, Fungi, Ascomycota, Sordariomycetes, Glomerellales, Glomerellaceae. The record is from RefSeq and is a predicted model, not a curated record.
UUUCCAAAUGGUGCUUCCGCUUCGUUUCCUUCCUAGGGCCUCCGAAGCCGCCCAGGCAUCGGGCAAAUAGGAACAGAGGCUUGCGCGAUUUUUCGAGCCGUUCCAUGGCAUCAAAUGACGACACUGCUUCCCAGGGCCCAAACACGACAACGACAGGCGAGCCGCGACAGACGGACAGACAGACAGACAGACAGGCUGAGCAUGGACCAUGGACGCCCAUAGAUUAGUCGUCGUCGUCUUCGUCGUCGUCGGCUCUUGGUCUGUCUCGGGUUCGCCUGAUGGAGCGUGCGCCGCUCUUCCCCUACCCUUUCCCACUCUUCAUUGCCGCCGUACGACGUGCGUGAACCGCACAAGCUUGGACGCCGCCGUGGAAUAUUCUUGGGGGAUGGAUGAGGCGGAUCAAAAGACGACAACGCUGGCGUUCAGCACAUACAACAACGAGUACGGAUACAACCGGCGCAUGUCUCUCUUCCAAACGGCCAUUAAGUGCCUCAUCCGGGUCAAUUGGAACAAGACGACGCCAAUUGGCGCACUGGACCAAGUUCCGCGAGAAUCGUUCCGCCCGGCGGUCGCGGAUUGCAGUUUUUUUUUUUCUCUCCGUGUAAUUACAGUGGCACUCUCACCACACGCAUCAGUCAUCAAGCCACGGCGGAUAACAUGCCGCAGUUCCAACGUGGCUUGCUAGGAGUCUAGGACUUGCCAGGAAGUAGGUAGGUAGGCAUCGUGGAAGGCGAGUACGUACUUCGUACAAAUUGUGCAAGAUCAGACAAUUAGAGUACGUAUCUUCCCUGAC